Puma concolor (puma) is the source of this 1617-nucleotide messenger RNA. The record is from RefSeq and is a predicted model, not a curated record. NCBI's taxonomy places the organism in Eukaryota, Metazoa, Chordata, Mammalia, Carnivora, Felidae.
AUGGAUAUCGCCAAAGCGGGACAAUUGCCCUUAAUGGAACCCGUACUGCCAGAAGAGAUCGAGGAGAACGAUGAUGAAUGUAAUAAAUAUGGGGAAGCCUUUUAUCAAAGCGCCAACCUUAUUCCACACAGGAGUAUCCCUAAGGGAGAGAAUCUUUAUAAAUACAUUGAAUGUGAGAAAAUUCUUAACCAGUCUUCCAAUGUUGUUGAUCAGAGGGUUCAUGUGGGAAGAAACCAUUACAGAUGUAAUAAUCCUGGGAACAUGUUUAGUCAUUCAUCAAGACUAAGCACACAUAAGACAACUGGUACUGGAGAGGAAAGUUAUAUAGGUAACGAAUUUGGAAAAGCCUUUGACCACCAACAAAUACAUACAGGACAGAAACCUUACAAAUGUGAAGAAUGUGGCAAGACCUUUAAAUUCUGCUCAACCCUUACGCAACAUAAGUUAACUCAUAUUGGAGAGAAACCUUUCCAAUGUAAGGAAUGUGGCCAUGUCUUUAAACGGCUCUCAACCUUUACAGAACAUCACAGAAUUCAUAGUGGAGUGAAACCUUACCAAUGUAAUGAAUGUGGCAAAGCCUUUAACCGGCACUCAUCCCUUACAAGACAUCACAGAAUUCAUACUGGAGAGAAACAUUACAAAUGUAAAGAGUGUGGCAAGGCCUUUACCCACCUCUCAAGCCUUACCAACCAUCACAGAAUUCAUACUGGAGAGAAACUUUACCAAUGUAAUGAAUGUGGCAAGGCCUUUAGGUACUUCUCAACCUUUACACAACAUCGCGGAAUUCAUACUGGAGUGAAACCUUACAAAUGUAAAGAAUGUGGUAAAGCCUUUAACUGGCACUCAGCCCUUAAGACACAUCAAAGAAUUCAUAGUGGAGAGAAACCUUACCAAUGUAAAGAAUGUGGCAAGGCCUUUUCCCGCCAGGCACAUCUUAAUGUACAUCACAGAAUUCAUAGUGGACAGAAACCUUAUGAAUGUAAAGAAUGUGGCAAGGCUUUUAGCUACAUCUCAAACUAUACACAACAUCACAGAAUUCAUAUUGGAGUGAAACCUUACAAAUGUCAAGAAUGUGGCAAGGCCUUUUACCGCCAGGCAUAUCUUAAUGUACAUCACAGAAUGCAUAGCGGAGAGAAACCUCACAAAUGUCAAGAAUGUGGCAAGACCUUUAACCAGCAUUCAACCCUUAGAGAACAUCAAGGAAUUCAUACUGGACAGAAACCUUACCAAUGUAAAGAAUGCGGCAAAGCCUUUAACUGGCAAUCAGCCCUUAAAAGACAUCACAGAAUUCAUAGUGGAGAGAAACCUUACCAAUGUAAAGAAUGUGGCAAGACCUUUAGCCAGCACUCAUCCCUUAGAGAACAUCAAGGAAUUCAUACUGGACAGAAACCUUACCCAUGUACAGAAUGUGGCAAAGCCUUUAACUGGCCAUCAGCCCUUAAGAGACAUCACAGAAUUCAUAGAGGAGAGAAACCUUACCAAUGUAAAGAAUGUGGCAAGACCUUUAACCACCACUCAUCCCGUAGCAGACAUUACAAAACUCAUACUGGAGAGAAACCUUACCAAUAUGAACAAUGUGGGAAAACGUUUUAUCACUGUUCAACCUUGACUUAUUAA